Colletotrichum orchidophilum is the source of this 1935-nucleotide messenger RNA. RefSeq lists its product as uncharacterized. The transcript has a single exon. The record is from RefSeq and is a predicted model, not a curated record. NCBI's taxonomy places the organism in Eukaryota, Fungi, Ascomycota, Sordariomycetes, Glomerellales, Glomerellaceae. Bases 1 to 1935 code for a protein of 644 amino acids.
AUGGACGCAAUGACCAGCUGGAAGUGCGGCGGGCGUGGUCUCCUCAAGGGACUCCUUCUCAUCGGAUCCCUUGCAACCUUGGCCCGCGGAGACCAGUUCCAUGUCCAGCGCACGGCGCGAUACCAAGAGCUGGACGUGCGGAGCCCCAGAAUCGGACAUGUCUUGGCUCACAUGGACCGUAUUGCAUACGAGGCAGACGUCACGGCUAGCACGACCUCGCCGCCGGCAGCAACGACAACACCACUGCUGGAUACCUUUCAAGUGGCGCAACCCGUACUGGAACCCACGGGGCAAGCGGUUACGGUCACGUUGAUGGAUCACCAAUUCGCAUACAGUUACGGCAUCCCCUUUGUUGCAAGCUAUUCGCCUCCUGACUUUGACUUUGAUCACGUCGUGCUCAACUUCACCGUCGAGGUCAGGGGAAGGCAGUACGAUCGCUGGGGCUCCGUGUACCUGGGCGACGUCAACAUCUUCUCGACCUCCACCGCCGAACCCACGUCGUACGGCAUCACCUGGACCUGGUUAAAGGAUAGCACGCCGUAUCUAUCCCUUUGGAGGGAGCCACAGACUCUCAUCUUCCAACUCGACAACGUCGUCACCGACGUCUACACGGGUCUCCUAAACUCCACACUUACGGCCACCUAUUUCAAGAGUCCUGUUCAAAGCGGCGGGCAAGCGCCUGCGGACCUCAUCCUGCCAGUCUCCGCAAACAAGAGCCCGGCCACCGCCAGCUUCUGGACCUACCCGGAAGAGAAUGCAUCCGCCUCUGUCCUAUUCCCCCGCAAUGUGAACCGGGCCGUGUUCUCCACGUCUGUGAAAGGACAAGGGAACGAGGAAUUUUGGUGGAGCAACGUCCCGCAGUCAGCUGUGGAUGCUUUCGAUCCGGACGUCGGUAGCUAUCCGGGAUACUCGCCCUUCCGAGAAGUCCAAGUCCUCAUCGACGGGCACUUGGCCGGCGUGCACUGGCCCUUCCCGGACAUCUUCACAGGCGGUGUGGUGCCGCAGCUGCACCGCCCGAUUGUCGGCAUCAACGCAUUCGACUUGCGCGACCACGAGAUUGACAUCAGCCCGUGGCUGCCCCUGCUCUGUGACGGAAAGAACCACACGUUCAGCAUCAAGGUAGUCGGGCUCGUGGAUGACGGCAAGUCGAGCGCCAGCCUGACAAACACCACGGGCAGUAGCUGGUACCUCGUAGGCAAGGUCUUUCUGUGGCUCGACGACGAGGGCAGCAUCACGACGGGAGUCAUCACCAAGAAGACGAACCGGGAGCCUGACAUUGCAUUCUCGCAGACGCUCAAGCAAAAUGCAACGGGAUUCAACUCGACGCUGGACUUCUCUUUGGCGGUGCAACGUGACUUCACAAUCACAUCGCUAAUCAGUACGCAGAAGGGCAACGGCACGGCAACAUGGACACAGAGCCUCUCGUACUCCAACGUGGGAGGUAUAUAUGCCAACGGCUACGGAGGAAUCAACACGUUUUCGACAAUCGGCGAGGAAACGUCAAAGGUUCCCGGUUGGGACUACAAGACGACCUUUUCGUACCCGCUCUAUUGCAACACUACCACGUCGUACCUUCCUGCGGGGAAUCUUACUCUCUGGGCGCAGUUAGACCAAGGACUCAAGCUCCAUGUCCAGGGAAACACUGUCUACCCGACCGGUCUUGAAUAUUUCGAGGGCGGAGGGUCAAAGUGGGCCGGCAGCGUCAUCGACACGGACAGAAACGGCACGGCGAACUACUCCCGCUAUGGGGAUAACACGGUUACUUCAGGAGCCGGACGUACCCAUCAGAUCUUCCAUCUCAGAGGGCUGACUAGUGAUGGUACCUACGAGACACCGGGAACAGAGCUUUACUUCCGCGACGUGACUGCGUAUAACAAUUCUGUAAUAGCAGACAAAGAAAUUGUUGCGGGCAAAGUUGUCAAGGGACACGUGUAG